Messenger RNA from Tarenaya hassleriana, 1898 nucleotides. Its product is annotated as two-component response regulator-like APRR7. Gene Ontology annotation, molecular function: protein binding. Lineage: Eukaryota; Viridiplantae; Streptophyta; Magnoliopsida; Brassicales; Cleomaceae. The transcript has 5 exons. The record is from RefSeq and is a predicted model, not a curated record. Bases 494 to 1699 code for a protein of 401 amino acids. Gene Ontology annotation, cellular component: nucleus. Gene Ontology annotation, biological process: regulation of flower development.
CAAAACACAGUGUACGUACGGUCUUUAUACUUUCCAUCCAAUCACAAAAGUGUCAGAAGAUAACAAAGAACCAUGUCUACUACGCCUCCAAAGAUGCUAUCUACGUAUACAUAUCCCAGAGAGAGAAAAAAAACUUUCCAUUUAUAGAAACUCAACUCUUAAGCGUUUGAGCUUUGCGUCUUGUUCCUGUCGUGUGUAUAAUGUAUAUGGCUCUUCUUGAAUUGCAUGUCACGUGAAGCAUCCAUUAUCUCAUUUGCCCAACAUUUUUGCCCGAAACCCUAAUUAGUAAUUACUCAAAAGACAAUAUCUGAUCCAUUAAAGAAGAUCUGAUCUAUUUACAUGUUUGUUUUCUUUCUGGAGAUUCCCCAUAUAUAUAUAGAAUCGUGUUAUAUAUAAAUAUGAAGUGCCUGAAACCGCCUUAUUGGAUCAAACCUUAACCCACAACACUUACAGUUCUAGUUUCUUGUUUCGCAAGAAAACCCUAGUUAUUUUUAUGGAGGUUGUUUACGAUGAAAUCACGAGCUCUCUCAACGUUCAGAUCUUCGACUUUUGUGAUCCGCUGUUACAGGAACCGUUUCAGACAUCUGAAGUGACAUCUCCUUCGAACUGUGAUAAUUCAGUUCUGUUUUCGAACAGCAACAAUAAGGAAGACGACAACAUCAACAACAAUUAUCCAGAGAAAUCAGGAAGUUUCAAUGGAAACGAAGUCUCGAACGCCAAUACAGCUUCUACAACAACCGAGAACAACAACGUUAAUGGCGAAGACAAUAACGGGGAUCUUUCGAUAAUUUUCGAUCCACAGGAAGAUUUCGACAACGACAUCUCGGCCUCCAUAGAUUUCUCCUCAUCUCUGCAGUUUCCUGUGUCUGAACAACUCCUCGGGACAACAUGCCAAGACCAGUUCGAUUUCUCAGCUCCAAACAUUAUCUACUCUUCUUCUGGAGAUCCUUUGUCUCUGACAACAGCUUCUUCCGUGGCGCCACCGCCACUACAGUCGUCGGUUUUCGAGGAAGAUUGCUUAUCUUCUGUCCCAAGUUACAAUAUCGGACUCAACCCUUCAUCCCCAUCUCGCUCCUUCUACGGCACGCCUUGUCUGUCUGCGUAUAUGGUCAUGUCUGGAAACCUGAACCCUAGUUUAUCCUCGGAAAGUUCUGGACUUUUCGCAGGUAAUAUUCAUCUGGGUUGUCCUGAUCUCAAGCCUCAUGAUCCAUUGAUGGAUUAUCCAGCUGCUGACAAUGGUGGGAUUUUCUACCACGAUUCGAUCAAACCCAUCUUCAAUCCUGGAGAUCUUCAGGUUCUCGGUAGCGUAGAGAACAAGGCACCGCCAUCGGCAGAGAUAAGCUGUCUGGAUGAAGCGACGUCGAGUAAGGUCGGGAGACUCUCCGCCGAGCAGAGGAAAGAGAAGAUCCAUAGGUACAUGAAGAAGAGGAACGAGAGGAACUUCAGCAAGAAAAUCAAGUAUGCUUGUCGGAAGACAUUGGCAGAUAGCCGACCAAGAGUUAGGGGAAGAUUCGCCAAGAAUGAUGAAUUAGGGGAACUCCAUAGACAAGCCUCUUCAAGCCAUCAUGAUGACGAUGACGAAGAUGAUGAUAUGGGAGUGAAGGAAGAGGAACAGAUGGUGGAUUCUUCCGACAUAUUCUCACACAUAAGUGGUGUGAACUCCUUCAAGUGCAACUUCCCAAUCCAAUCUUGGAUUUAACAACUCACCAGCAUAGAUUCUUAUAUACUUGCAAUUACAAAUAUUAAAAAAAUAUUAUUCCAUAGAGUUAUAUUUCUAUUUAUUUAGUACAAUUUUGGCCUUGACCCACAUUCCGUUUAUAUGCAUAUAUAUGUAUAUAUAUGAUGAGAAUGAUGUUUUGUAUUUAAUGAGUGUUGUAUUAUUAUCACUUGAAACAUUA